UCGCGAUAAACGAGGGCUCGCUGUAUUUGUAUUUGAUAAGUUGGACUCUUGCAAUAAAAUGUUCCUUAGUUAUAGACUAUUUUCAUUAUUAACUAUUGGUUAGUAACUAUUUCAUACACGCAUAUAGCGUGACAUUCUGUUCCACCCUUCUGCGGUCUUUGCCCUUAUCUGGCAACCCCCAGAAAAAAAAACCUAAACACGCCCUUCUCAAAGAGAGAACGGAAUAAUGGCGAAAAGAUUAGGUAAGAGAAAAAUUGAUUCAGAAUGCAGGGCAUUUAACCUGCAGUGGACAAACGAUUAUUUUUUUGUUCAAUGCAAAGAAAAGGCUGUCUGUCUCAUCUGUCAAGAGGCGGUGGCGGUAUUCAAAGAAUACAAUCUGCGGCGACACUAUGAAUCCCGCCACAAAGACAAGUUUGCUAGCUUGCAAGGCCAAUUGCGAGCAGACAAACUCGCGAAGCUAAAAAGUGGACUGUUAGCUCAGCAGAAUACAUUUGUACGCCAAGCUCAGCUGAACCAGUCAUCUGUUUCGGCCAGCUUUCGGGUUGCUCAACUAAUAGCAAGCAGCGGUAAACCUUUUUACUGAUGGAGAGUUUGUCAAGAAAUGCAUGAUCGCUGUCGCGGAGGAGGUGUGUCCCGAGAAGAAAGAUGUUUUUAAUGCCGUGAGUCUAUCAGCGAGUACAAUCACCAGACGCAUUGAACAAAUCGGUGAUAAUGUAUAUGCCCAGCUGCAGCAUAAGACGAAAGAAUUUGAAUUUUUUUCAUUAGCACUGGAUGAGAGCACGGACGUGCAGGACACCGCGCAGCUGCUCAUUUUUAUUCGUGGAAUUAGUGCAAACUUUGAGAUGUGCGAGGAGCUGGCAGCCCUCCAAAGUCUCAAAGGGACUACGACGGGGGAGGAUAUUUUCGGCAAAGUGUACCAAACCAUAGAAGAGUUGGGCCUCGACUGGUCAAAGCUGGCCAGCAUCACAACUGACGGGGCUCCUAGUAUGGUGGGCGUGUCUCGGGGUCUUAUAGGACGCAUGAAUCGGGAGAUGGAAGAACGGGGUCUCACCGCCCCGCUACAAGUCCAUUGCCUAAUUCACCAGCAAGCACUGUGCUGCAAAGUGUUGACGUGGGAUUCUGUCAUGAAGGUUGUGGUGUCAUGCAUAAACUUCAUCAGAGCAAAGGGACUUAAACACAGGCAGUUCCAAGAAUUCCUGUCUCAACUGGAAUCUGCGCACGGAGAUGUGCUGUACUACACAGAGGUCCGAUGGUUGAGCCGGGGGAGAGUUUUGAGGCGUUUUUACGAGCUGCUACCUGAAAUUAACGCAUUUCUUCAUACACAAAACAAAACAGUGCCAGAGCUGAGCGACCCAGAAUGGAAAUGGCACCUUGCAUUUUUAAGAGACAUGACAGAAACGCUGAACAGCUUUAACUUGCAGCUACAAGGCCAGGGGAAACUCAUUUGCGACAUGUAUUCCCACAUAAAAGCAUUUGAGGUGAAACUAGAGCUGCUUUUGGGACAAGUGAAAAAGCACAGCUUCAUCCAUCUCCCUGCUACACAAAAUCUCUCUGCAGAGAAACCAGCGGUCCCGUUUCCAGCUGAAAAGUGUGUGGAAGCACUGGAAAUGCUGAAGGCGGAGUUCGGUGUGCGAUUCCGUGAACUACAUGUUUAUGCAAAAGAAAUCCGUCUUUUCCAGAACCCCUUUGUUGCCGACAUUGAGGAAGCCCAGCCUUCUUAUCAGUUUGAGUUGGCCGAGUUACAGAACUGUGAUGUUCUGAAAGACGCGUUCAAGUCCAACAGUCUCAUUGACUUCUAUGCCGCCCUCCCAAACGACACGUACCCUAACAUCAGAAAACACGCAAUGAAGAUGUCCACACUUUUUGACAGCACGUAUAUCUGCGAGCAAACAUUUUCAGGCAUGAAACUGCUGAAAAAUUCAAUGAGAUCAAGAUUGACAGAUGAACAUCUGCAUCAGUGUUUGAGACUGGCAGUGACUAGAAUGGAACCUGACAUUCAACUUCUCAUCAGCCAGAUGCAGGCCCACAGUUCACACUGAUGAACAUACAAAGGGAAGUUGAUGAGAGAGAGAGAGAGCUGCAAACAGCGACGUCUACAAGCCUGCUGGAACCUACAAAAGGAUUAUAAGGAAGGAACACAAGAACUUUGAGAGAUUUAUUUCAUAAAUAUUAUUAUUUAUUUCCUGGCUUUUUUCUGUGAAGAACCCAGAGAGGGUUAUUUGAUUAUUAUUUAUUUCAUUAAUAGUGUUAUUAUUUAUUUCCUGACUUUUGUUCUGUGAAGAAUCCAGAAACGGUUAUUUGAUUGUGCUUUCUGGAAAACAAUAAAUGUUUACGUUUAGGCACUCCUGCAAUCGUCACAUUUUUUCUGUUACAAACUGACCCCGGCCCCCCAUCAGAGAAGGGAAAAGUUAUGUGGCCCUCACAGGAAAAAGUUUGGGGACCCCUGGUGUAGAUGGAGUUUGUCGAAUUACACCAGACAUUGUAUUUGGCUUUACAAGUAGUCGGUAAAAAUGUUAAGAUUUGAUUUGUUGAUUAACAGAAGCUUUUUGGCGACUUUUCAGACUGUGUCAGAGUCUUACUGCUUUCCAAUACAAAUGUAUUUUGUCAUCUGCAGUACCUACAUAGAGCCCCUAGAUGGCAUAUUUGUUCAUCCAUCCAUCCAUCCAUUCAUCCAUCCAUUCAUCCAUCAAUCAUCGUCUGCUUAUCCGGGCCGGGUCACGGGGGGAACAGUCUGAGCAGGGACACCCAGACUUCCCUCUCCCCAGACACUUCCUCCAGCUCUUCUGGGGGGACCCCAAGUUGCUCCCAGGUGUGUCCUAGGUUUUCCCCUAGGUCUCCUCCCAGAGGGACAGGACCCGAG
Cynoglossus semilaevis (tongue sole) is the source of this 2860-nucleotide messenger RNA. Its product is annotated as general transcription factor II-I repeat domain-containing protein 2-like. Bases 606 to 2039 code for a protein of 477 amino acids. The transcript is spliced from 2 exons. Lineage: Eukaryota; Metazoa; Chordata; Actinopteri; Pleuronectiformes; Cynoglossidae. The record is from RefSeq and is a predicted model, not a curated record.